This is a messenger RNA of Macrosiphum euphorbiae (potato aphid), 1926 nucleotides long. NCBI's taxonomy places the organism in Eukaryota, Metazoa, Arthropoda, Insecta, Hemiptera, Aphididae. The record is from the annotation of a GenBank genome assembly.
AUGGCGUCCGGUGCUAUGAUCCAAGUAGCUUUUCUAGGACUCCUAGUUGUGUCCACCGCGUUUGCGGAAGUCAAGCCGGUAAAUAAGAACGACAAGAAAAGGGACACCUUAUUCAAUCCAUCAUCAUUCUCAUUCGGUACCAACACUUUUGGCUCGUCAACUCCAGCUCCGUUCGCUUUUGGCAGCUCGUUCUCGUCCACUGCUGCACCAUUCAAAUCCGUUUCUUACAGCUCCACACCAGCUCCGUUCGCAUUCGGUAACUCUUUUGCGUCAAAUGCUUACUCCAACGCCGCAGCAGCUCAAUCUUUCGAUGCAGCAUCAUUCAUUGGAUCUUCCACACCUGCUCCAUUCUACGAUGGAUCUUUCGGCUCUUCCUCCCCAGCUGCUCUAAUUGGUUCGUCUACACCAGCUGCUCUAAUUGGUUCGUCUACACCAGCACCUUUCGUAUCUGGUGCCGCACUAUCGGACGCAAGCUUUGCAUAUUCUUCCACCCCGGCUUCAAUUUUGGCAGGUGGAGCUUCGCCUGUUGUUUCGUCUAACCCAGAAGCGGUUCUUUUAAAUAGGUCACCGGCUUUUGCUACGUCAUAUGGUUCAUACUAUUCAGGUUUUGCCCCAUCUUACUCUCAAGGAACCAUCAUCAAGUCUGACUCGAUUAGCCGCGAUGCUGUUGAAGUUCCAGCCGUAGCUAACGCCCCUGCUCCCCACCAUGAAAUUACCAUCCAUAAGGAAGUUCCAGUUCCAUACUACGUCCAAGUUGAAAAGAGAGUGCCAUACCCCGUCUACGUUCGUGUACCACACCCAUACACGGUCACUGUAGAAAAACACGUGCCAUACGCAGUACAAGUUAAUGUAGACCGUCCAAUUAACGUUCCUCAGCCAUACCCAGUCGAAGUUGAGAAGAGAGUGCCGUACCCAGUUGAAAAGCCAGUACCUUAUGAAGUGAAAGUCCCAGUCGACAGGCCAUACGCAGUUCCUGUUCCAGUCGAGAAACCCGUCCCAUACGCAGUUGAAAAACCCGUGCCUUACCCAGUAAGAGUAAAUGUCGACAGACCUUACCCCGUGGAAAAACCAGUGCCAUACCCAGUUGCUGUCGAAAAGCCAGUGCCAUAUGCCGUAGAAAAAAAAGUGCCAUACCCAGUAGAAAAAUUAGUCCCAUAUGCAGUUGAAAAGAGGGUUCCCUAUCCAGUAAGAUACGAAGUUCCAGUUAAUGUUCCAGUUCCAGUAGAAGUUAAAGUUCCAGUAUCCGUGGACAGGCCCGUCCCAUAUCCAGUAGAAAAGAGAGUUCCAUACCCAGUUCAAGUUCCAGUUGAAGUUAAGGUCCCAGUCCAGGUUGCAGCUCCAGCUCAACGUUUCGCCACUGUCCACUAUUAUCAACAAUCACCGGUCGCUUUAGGAUAUGAAUCCAGUCAAGCUCUCAUUGGCCAAUCUGGUUACAAAGCGUUCUCAUCUGGUUUGGCUCAAGGUUCCGGAAGUGCAUUCUACAGCUCUAUCCCAUCGUCUGGCAGUGCAUUCUACAACUCUGUUCCAUCAUCUGACAGUGCAUUCUACAGCUCUACCCCAGCGUCUGGAAGUGCAUUAUUCGGCUCUACAGCUAGCCCAAUAAGCUCAUACAGCUCUACCGCAAGCCCAAUAAGCACAUACAGCUCAACUGCCAGCCCGGCUGGUUUCUUCGGCUCAAACGUGGUCCAAGAUGGUUUUUCUGCUUCAUCCGCGGCUCCAUUCAGUUUCGGCCAACAAUCUUUCUUCGGAUCUUCGACACCAGCUCCAUUCAAAACUUUCUCCGCUGAUUCAGCAUCAUCAGAUGCAUCAUCUCUAUUCAAGUCCGCUAGCAUUGGAUCUGAAAGUCAAGAGGCAGUCGCCAUUGGAGGUGCAUCUUUGAAGUCACAGGAGUUGAAAGCUGACAACAUUGACGUUAUCAAGAAAUAG